Molecule: messenger RNA, 1638 nt
Organism: Daucus carota subsp. sativus
Lineage: Eukaryota; Viridiplantae; Streptophyta; Magnoliopsida; Apiales; Apiaceae
Product: nudix hydrolase 8
Exons: 9
Coding region: 340-1392 (350 amino acids)
Molecular function (GO): NADH pyrophosphatase activity; NAD binding; ADP-ribose diphosphatase activity
Source: RefSeq, a predicted model, not a curated record
GAUAGGGUAUCACUUCUCAGCCAGAUAUAAGGAAAUCACAUGCUAUUAUGCUGUCCACGCAUUCUCCCUUCUUUUAAUCAAAAACCCACUAGAUAUUUUAUAUGUGUAACUGCACAAGGUGUUACUAGUAUAUUGUUUUGUCCCACCAAUGCAUCAUAAUAUAACACUCAUAUUAAUCCAACACUGCAACUCCCCACAUAUACCCACUAAUAUUAUCUUGUUUUCUUCAUAAUUGAUACUUAAUUAUAAGUAUCUUUGUACUAAACCACUUCUUAAUCUUUAAGUUUAGAUGUUUAUGUAGCUCUGAGGCUUAUGUUUGAUUCUUGAGAGGUUUUGAAAAUGGAGUUGAAACUGUGUGUUUCCAAGUCUUUAUCCAGGCCCUUCUGCAACUCCAGUCACAUAGUUGGUCGAAAAGCCCCACAACUCUGUUCCUGCAAAGGUAACUUUACAAAGGCUUCUUACCUAAGCACUUCAGGGAAUGGUAUGAGUUUAGUUGCGAAAGAGAGAGUAAUGGUGGACACUUAUUCGUUCCGGAUGAAUGGAAAUAAUGGUGCAAGCCCAAAUAUAUAUUUUAGUAAAAGGGUACUCGACUAUUUGGAUGAUGAGUAUGGUGGAGUUGUAAUUAAUCCAGAAAAUUUACCAUCUAAUCCUAGUGUUUUUGCUUCUGUUCUCCGUUCAUCUCUUUCGCGUUGGAUGUUGAUGGGUAAGAAAGGAGUUUGGCUGAAGCUCCCACUAGAAAAAUCCGAGCUUGUUCCCAUAGCAGUAAAGGAAGGGUUUCAGUACCAUCAUGCCGAAAGAAGAUAUCUCAUGAUGACUUACUGGAUUCCGGAAGGACCUUGCAUGCUUCCUGAUAAUGCUUCUCAUCAAGUUGGAGUUGGGAGUUUUGUGAUUAAUGAAAACAAUGAGGUGCUUGUAGUGCAAGAGAAACACACAGCACCAGCACUUACUGGCCUGUGGAAACUACCUACUGGUUUCAUUCAAGAGUCAGAGGAGAUAUUUACCGGAGCUGUAAGAGAAGUAAAGGAGGAAACUGGUAUCGAUACUGAAUUCAUAGAAGUCGUUGCUUUCAGACAUGCUCAAAAUGUGGCCUUCCAAAAGUCAGAUUUAUUCUUUGUCUGCAUGCUGAGACCACUGUCAAAUCAAAUCAUGAUUGAUGAUAUUGAAGUUCAAGCAGCCAAGUGGAUGCCAUUAGAUGAGUUCACAGAGCAACCACUUAUCCAGAGUGACAACAUGUUCAAAAAGAUCAUCGACAUCUGCAUUGCACGUCUAGGGAAGAAAUACUGUGGACUUAACGUUCAUCCAGUAGUUUCUAAAUUCGAUGGAAAGCUCUCUUCAUUGUACUACAACAUAGUCGAUGCUCCAGAUUCCAAUUGUCAGACCACAUCACUCUGAAAAUGCCUAGAUGUGUCUCAGAUCAAAUGUGCUUUCGUGCCGAAACACCACCACUGUUUCCAGAAACUUUGCUAGAACUCCUUAUGAGCAAUGCAAGAAAUCCUCAUGCCACAAUUCAUGUGUAUAGUCUAUUAGUCUUCCAAGUCUUGUAUUGACAGAGAUCUUAUAAGUGUACAUCCUAAUCACCUUUACUUUAGAAAGUUGUUAUGAACUAACUUAGAUUAACUCAUUGAUCUGUUGAACAUA